GACUAUUUGUCGUUGAUGCGUAAAGCCAACUGUGAUAGGUCAGCCGAGACGUCAAUCUUAGAGCGGCUGGGCUUUUCUCGCGUUAGGUUGCGUCGAAGCGUGGAUGCUCAUUCAGAAAGGCACAGGCAGAGGGGGCUGCCGGAGAGAACGCAAUCGGAGAUGGUGUAUUGCUGAUGGAGGAUGCUUCUGAGCAGUUUUUUUAAAUCGACAACUUCGGGAGAUACGUUGGAUAGAAUCAGCGUUUUAAGGAGUGCACAUAAAAGAGAAAGAAAAAAAAAAUGACGAUGAGCUGGCAAGAAAAUCGGAUCAGGUUCGUGAAAUAGCAUUUCUAGAGCUGGAGCUGCCCAUCCCAGCCACCCUCUCUCUAUUUACAGAUUUCGCUUCGCUUUCUUUCUUUUGUGCUCAUGUUGACAUCUGGUAGUGGAUGCUGUUUUUUUUUCCUUUGCAUGACUACCACGGCGCCUCCCGUGCAUUACUAAAGAUGUCAUCUGCUGAAUCCUCAUCAAAAUGAACCAAAAACUCCGAUCCCACAUGGACAACAGCGGGGAUUACUUUGGACAGGCGCAACGCAGCGAGGAGCAGAGCUCACUGCUCGGCACGGGCGAUCCUCUUUCUCGCAUCACAUCGCUUCACGUGCGGGGAUCUUAACGGAACUGGCAUAGUUGCUGCCCAGCUCCUGAAAACCUACUUCUUAAAUUAUCUGACAUUCUUUUUCUGGGUAAACGCAAGAUGAUGUAUGCUAUAAACAAGGUACUGGAAACAGUGCACGUUUGAAAGAGUGGAAUUAAUCUCCAUCGGGAGGAAGUUGCCGUGCGCUUAUUUUUAAUGGAUGAGUUUUCCAAAGUGCAACAAGAAAAAUAUUAAGAAGAUAAAGGUCUGAUUAUUGGAUUUAUACACGUGCAAGUGAAACCUGGAUAUCCUUUUGACUUUCGGUGUAAUGGAAGGACGAUUAAAAGUGCCACUUUAAACGGUUGCUGGAAUGAAAGGGCAUGCUUGGUUUCUUAACUUUACGGCUACAAAAUGUCGUGUGUGUUUUGUCUAAAAGACCUUAGGCGGCGGAUUUCAGGCGACUUAAGAUCAUUUUUUGACUCUGUAUAGUGGAUACUUUCAAUCUUUAUACUGUAUUUUCAGAGCAGCGCAAAAAUAGACCACCAUCCUAUUUCAAAAGAAACGAGGAUGACGGUUUUGGCUUUUACACCUGGCAUUCGUGCGCCCUAACCUCGAAAUCGGGGCUCAUCCAUCACCAUCUUAACAUUCUUGGUACAAAGACCAUUUAGCCACCCCAACACCAAGUUAGACACGCUUGUUUUCGCGGUGAUCGCUGAAUUUCUUUAUGCGCCCCUUAAGCCCCCAACGGUGUUGAAGGGCUAAGCGCUACUUAAGUUAAUCGGCUUCGUCGGGAGCAGUGACAUUUCACUUCAGAGAUAAUGACGAGGCGACGACCGUCUGCCGACUUGUCUCAACGGCUAUAUUAAAACAAAAACAAACGGAAUCCGUUUCAUAUUUCACAAUCUAAACGGCGGACUGACGCGGCGGCCAAAAAAACUGAUGUAUAUGGAAGUGUCCUCACCGCCUCAGCAAGGUGCACAGGUGCGCUGCCCAUCUGGUGCAAUUCGACAUCUCUAUAAGAUCAUCACCUGCAUUUAUUGCUAACGGAAAAGAAAUUGAAAAAAUCGAGUUGUCGUGGAGUUCAUGCCAAAAUUUUACUGCAGGGGGGGAAACUUCAAACUAGCCGCGCAUCUUGAGCUGCCCAUUUUUCGCUCAUAUUGGAGUUCACCCUUCAAUUAAACGGAUUAUUGGUGAUUCACCUGGACGUCAGGACUCUGGGCUGCCCCGGAUUUUACACUUGUUAGGGGUGAGGGGUGGGAGGGUCCAGUCCCUCAGUUUGGCCGUGACGGACUUGGUGAUGGUCCUGCAAGGAUGCUGCGCCUGCCGGUGAAAAAGAUUCGCAAGCAGUUCAAACUUCUUCUGCUCUUGGUGCUGCUCAUGUUUGCGAUCUGGUUCACUUAUCUGCACAUCAGUUUAGUGCGGCAAGGGAAAGCAAUCAAACUCCACUUCAACUAUGGCAGAGAUGGAGAGAAGCCCAAUGAAGCAACUGAUGCCAGCCGGAGAAGUGACGCUCAUCACGGACCUUCGAGUCUCCGGAAGGCAGAUGACACGAGUGACAGUCGUGAGGAUGAGCAGAAGGUGAUAGGCCUAGGCCAUCUAGAAGAGCUGAAUGGAGAUGACGGCCAGUAUCUUAAAAAACUGAAGAAGUUCCUCAUCGAUAAACAAAACCUUUUGCCCUGGAAGUCAGAGUACAAAGGCCAGGCUAAUCUCCACGUGUUUGAGGACUGGUGUGGAUCUGCCGUUUCCCAGUUGAGAAAAAACCUGCACUUCCCGCUUUACCCACAUACACGAACGGUGGUAAAGAAGCUAGCCGUGGCCCCCAAGUGGAAAAACUAUGGACUGCGCAUUUUUGGGUACAUUCAUCCACCCACAGAUGGUGAUUUCCAGUUUGCCAUUGCCUCUGAUGACAACUCCGAAUUUUGGCUGAGCUCUGAUGAGGAUCCUAUGAAUGCCAGACUCCUGGUCUUUGUUGGAAAGCUGGGCUCUGAGUGGACAGCUCCAGGGGAGUUCACCAAAUUCCGAUCUCAAGUUUCCAAGCCGGUCCACCUCAUUUCUCUGAGACGCUACUUCUUUGAGAUUCUCCACAAGCAGGACGAGAAGGGCUCGGACCACGUCGAGGUGGGGUGGCGCCCUUUUCUACCUGGUCUGAAGUUUGAAGUCAUUGAUUCCUCGUAUGUCUCACUCUACACAGACGAGUCCUCCUUGAAGAUGAACAGCGUGGAGCACAUCCCCCAGACGUAUGCCAGCCACGCCAGAGUGCGCCCGGGCAGCCGAGGAGAAAGCCGGCACGGCGCCGACAUGCUCAAGCCCGAUCCCCGCGACACCUUCUUCCUCACUCCUCUGAUCGACGCUUCACGUCUCAAGAACGUGCUGCCAGCCUGCCUCUACUCACCCACUUAUGUGGUGAAGGAUUUCCCCAUUGCUCGCUACCAGGGACUGCAGUUUGUGUACCUCUCUUUUGUGUAUCCCAACGACUUUACCCGUCUGACGCACAUGGAAACGGAGAACAAGUGCUUCUACAGGGAAUCUCCUAUAUACCUCGAAAAAUUUGGAUUUUAUAAAUACAUGAAGAUGGACGAAGAGGAAGAUGAUAGGCCUUUCUUCUUUCCAAAUCCAGAUGAUUUUCUGGAAGAAGAGGAAGGGAUCGAUCCAGAAAAUGAAUCUCUGCCAACUGACAAACCAGCAGUCACCUUCAAGACAAAUGCCACCUCGGCUCAGCAGCAUUUAUCGCCAAGAGACAGAAGAAGAUCAGUUGCUGACUCAGGAGUUGACUAUGGGGAUGAUGAUGUUGAUUACACCUUCAGAAGCAGGCAAAAAGCCAAUAGUGCCAAAGACUAUGAUGGUAAAGAGGGGCAGAAAAGCCCAUCUGAAGUGACAUCUGAUCACGCUGGCAACCAGGACGACGUGGAUUUCAACCAACCCUCAAUAGUUCGAGGAAAAUCACUCUCCUGGAUUAGGACCGGCCCAGAUGACCUGAACAAGAGGGCAAGUGAUUUACUGGUGGUGCCUAAAAAUACCAAACCCAACUCGCUUCCGCAGUUGACCCACCGGGCCAAGCAGAUUCUUACCAAUUCUGCCCAUGCCCCCCUUUCUGGAGUCACCAAUUCUAAAGAUACAAAGAAAGAGCAGAACAAAGUCUAUAUCACUCGGCCGCGGCCCAACCGGAAAAGCACCCCACCUCGGCAGCCACGUGAGGUCUUUCCUGGAAUGUUCCUCUACCAGAUUGGCAAAACGACUAAGUUAGUGAACCUUGGCACCAAGCUUGGUAAGAAGGGAUUGACAAAUGCCAUUCAGAUGAAAAAUAAGUACCCUUUUAGAGAGAGCAGAUCUCCUUGGCUGGGCAAUAAUGACACCAAGGAUGGUUUACCGGGGAGAAAGUCCUCCACGGGUACUAUAAUCUGGAAUUCUCUGCAUAAAAAGGAUGAGGCACAUGGUAAGGGUGUCACUACCAUCAGUUGCCUAACUAACCCGCUGUUUAGCCAGGAGCAACUCCCUGCAUCUUCCUUGAAUAAACCAAAGACGGACUACAAUUCCUCCAUAAAUACCCCCUCAGAAGCCAGAGUGACAUCCUAUAUGAAAACCUCUGAGAUUACAGAGUCUCAGCUGCUGGAUGCAGAGCCGGCCGAUGGAGCCGAGGAAGGAGGUUUGUCUGAUUACAGUUACGAGGACUCUGACAUUCGGCAGCCUUGGGUCGAGGAGGCCAUUAACUGGCAGCGCACGUUCACCGUCAACACCAUGGACUUUGAGCUGCUGCGAUCGGACUGGAAUGAUCUGCGCUGUAAUGUCUCUGGGAAUCUACAGCUAAGUGAGUCCGAAGUUGUGGAUGUUCUGGCGCAGUACAUGGAGAAGCUCAACGAGAAGAAUGGAGGGAUUUACACCCUCUUGAGGAUCAUCAACGUGGAGAAGCGGCGGGACUCUGCCCGAGGAAACCGCUAUCUGAUUGAGUUGGAGCUGAUGGAGCGGGGCAAGCGAGUGGUGCGCCUGUCAGAAUACGUCUACAUGCUGCUGCACCGCAGUCGACAAGAGGACAGCCUGGAGGCCAACGAGGGCACCACCACUACCACCACCGCCGCCGCUGGCAGCCCAGACCACACCACCGUACAGUGGAGCACCGGAUACAGCAAGCCGCUGCUCUGCCAGCCAGUCCAGCUACAGUGGAGACAUGAUGUCAUGGUGCACUUUGUGGUGCCAGUUAAAAACCAGGCUCGCUGGGUGCAGCAGUUUAUCACUGACAUGGAGCUCCUUUACCAGGAGACCAAAGACGACAACUUCAGCAUCAUCAUUGUGGACUUUGAGAGUGAUGACAUGGACGUGGAGCAGGCUCUGAAGGACAGUAAAGUCCCCCGCUAUCAUUACAUGAGGAAAGAAGGCAAUUUUGAGCGGUCAGCUGGACUACAGUCUGGAGUGGACAGCGUUGAGGACAGCCACAGUAUUUUGUUCCUGUGUGACUUGCACAUCCACUUCCCUUCAAACAUCUUGGAAAGCAUCAGGAAGCACUGUGUGGAGGGCAGGUUGGCCUAUGCCCCCAUCGUCAUGAGGCUGGCGUGCGGGAGCUCUCCUACGGAGCCAGAUGGCUACUGGGAGGUGAAUGGAUUUGGAUUAUUUGGCAUCUACAAGUCUGAUUUUGACAAGAUUGGUGGGAUGAAUACAAACGAAUUCCGCGAUCAGUGGGGAGGUGAAGACUGGGAGCUGCUGGAUCGCGUCCUUCAAAAUGGCCUAGAAGUGGAGAGACUGCGGCUCAGAAACUUUUUCCAUUACUAUCACUCCAAGCGAGGCAUGUGGAAUUCCCAAGUGAAGAAAGGCCAGAAGGGCUAAUGAGUGCACCAGACUCCGACUCCUUGCAGGGGAAAGAAAGCAACUUACGGAAGGAGAAAACAAAAUCAGAAUAAAAAAUAAGAGCCACCCUACCUGCAUGCUGCACCAGGCAUUCUUGAUGGACGACCGAGUCGCGUCAAGGACCCUUUGGCCGAGUGCCAGCAAGAAGGACGCUUUGUCUACUGCCCUGAAAUGAGUAACGCAUUGCAUCUGUUGUAGCUGCUUUCAGUUAUUUAAUCAGUACUCAAGGAAAUUGGACUUUUUUAAAGAAGAAUUAUUUAUACAAAAAAAAAAUCUUUUUGUUGAGAUCGUCGAUAUGGAUAACAACUCCGUUCUAACAAAGCAAGAGCAACUGCACUACUUAGGAGUGACUUGCUGGGCCCAGGCCACCCUGGGUUACGUAAAACUGGAAGGAACAAACUCUCAAUCUCGCUGUCUACAUGGAGCUUAGGUGGUCUUUCACGUGGGCAGAGAAAGCGCGGUGGCACUUAAAUGGCCGUUUCAUUUCUCGCUGGGAUGCCUUCCAAGUGGAGUUUGAAUGUUUUUCCCCGUAACCAAACCCAAGCAACCCAAGGGUUUCUACCCAAAGUCCAAAGACAUGCUGUCAGGUUUACUGGUGACUUUAUCAGAUGUUUCUGUGCCCGGUGAUGGACUGGCAUCCCCUUGCAGCAGUGGUUCUCAAAGUGUGGUCCUCAAGGUGACAGCCAUCAUACCGUUUGGCUCAGAUUCGUUAUUGCGUUAUGUGCUGCUGCCCAACCUUUGCGGCCCCCCAUGAACUUUCCUGUUGUUAGGGCCACCAAGUCCGACUUUCAAAAGGUUAUGACUUAGGGGUUUUGGAACACGCAGAGUCGAUUGAUUUUGUUUUCAUUAUUUUGUUGACAGCCAUCUUGUAUUUGGUUCUUGAAUGUGUUGUGAUAGGGAGUACCAGACAUGGCAAAAAGGGUGCGAGGCCACCGAAAUGUUCAACAAAAGGAAGGCUAGGACCUUCACUAACCUACCCAGAAGAAGGGAAGAUAGAUAGAUAGAUGGAUAGAUAGACAUGGAAGGUACUACAUUAGAACAUUAGAACCCUCUAGACGAGAACAGGCCAUUCAGCCCAGCAAAGCUCGCCAGUCCUAUCCACUUAUUUCUUCCACAAAAACAUCAAGUCGAGUUUUGAAAGUCCCCAACGUCUUACUGUCUACCACACUACUUGGUCGCUUAUUCCAAGUGUCUAUCGUUCUCUGUGUAAGAAAAACUUCCUAAUGUUUGUGCGAAAUUUACCCUUAACUGGUAGAUAGAAUUUUAUUUGUGCCCACCCUAAUCUAGUUUACUCCAAAUGCUAAUUACUGGUUUGCGGUCUAGCAGGCCUCAAAAAUGGGAAGCUGGCUUAAACGUUCAAAGAGACCAUAAGUGUCCCUCUAUUAAUUCAUUCAUCCAUCCAUUUUCUGGUGCUUAUCCCGGUCCGGGUCACGGGGCGGCAGCAGUCUGAACAAAGAUGUCAGGACGUCUGUUUCCCCCACCCCACCACCUCCUCCAACACCUCUGGUGAUAUACUGAGGUGUUCCCAGGCCAGCUAAACUCUCCCGCAUGUCCUUGGUCUUCCCCGAGGUCUCCUCCUUGGUGAACAGGUCCCAAACACCUCUCCAAGGGGGCAUCUUAAUCCGAAGCCUGAAGCAUAUCUCGAUACCGAAGAGCAGCGGCUGUACUCUGAGCCCCUCAUCCUGUCUCUAAGGCUGAGCCCAGACAUCUUGCAAAGGAAGUUCGUUUCUUGUAUCCACGAUUUAGUUCUUUUACUCAUGGCCAUUGUCGAUGGUACUGUAGAUCGAGAACUUUGCCUUUCAACUCGGCUCUCCCUUCACUUUAACUGGCCAGUAUAAGAGUCCCAAAAUAUACAAAAAGGGAGACAAAACCUGGAAAACUCAGGCAUGUAAAGAGAAUCCCAAACUAUAAUCGUUUACCAUAAGUAGAAGAAGCAGCAAAAAUGUUCAAAAACAGCAAAAAGGAUGUGCCAAAGGGCAAUCCCAAGCCAACGAGUCCCAAAAAAAAGAAUCCUGGAACGAUCCACAAAACAGAAAAUCCAGUCCACAAAAAUACAGAAAGCCUCACAAGAACGAAUGGUUCCCACUCCUUAGCCAUCUUGGCUUACUUAUGUAGCCUGAUGGAGGUCCCGCCUCAUACGGCUCAAUCCACAAAGUACAAGGAACACAAUUGCAUUCAAAGGGAACCCUACAUGGUUAUAAACGUAACAGAAAAAGACAUAAAACAUAUAAUCACUCAAUUAUUAACUCAAAAACGGGCGGAGUGGUGUCUCUGAGGCCAAGGAUCUGCGCUGGUAUCUGGAUGGUUUGAUGGUUCAAAUCCCAUUACUGCUGGAAGGAAUCCUACUCCGACUGGGGCCUUUGAGUAAGGCCCGUAACCUGAAAAUUACUCCAGGGGUGCUCAUUGUACAAUGGCUGACUGUGCACGCCGACCCCCAAGGGUCAUGAGAAAAGACAGUUUCCCCACUGGGAUUAACCAAUCCCAUCAAAUCAAAAAUGACAAUAAAAUACAUGAACAUACGUGAUACCGUAACAGCCCGCAGACAGCGCCAUUUCGCAUAGCACCCUAUUGCUGCCAUUUGUCAGCCGCAAGUUAAGAAGGUGAAGGUCUCAUGAUGGUGGCAUCCAAAUAUCUGGAUUUGUCGGGUAGCUAAUGCAAAUCAAUUUAGGGAGUCGGGACCUCCUUGUGUGUUUUUUUUCCCUUGUUUGGUUCCUUUUUUGGUUUGACUUAUCCUUCUGGCCUUUGACACCCUUAUCUUUUCCUGGUUUACCUUUGCUGUCUUUCAUCUUCUGGUUCAGCAACUGCCUGGCAUUUCCUCCACAAUGGUAGAAGAAAGAUCACCACCACAUUGCACCUUCAGACUAUCGUAACUUGUAUUUUCGUGUCGCCCCUUCCUGUGAACUCUCGAGUGUGUUUACAUGCACACACACACACACACAUAUGCCGUCAGGUCCAUGAGUAUUUGGACAGGGACACGAUGUUCAUCAUUUUGGCUCUGCACACCACCACCAUGGAUUUGAAAAGAAGCAAUCAAGAUGGGAUUGAAGUGUAGACUUUCAGCUUUAAUUUAAGGGGUUUAACAAAAAACAUUGUAUGAGUCAGCCAUUUUUAUUCAUGGUCCCCCUCAUACUCAGGAGCGCAAAAGUACUUGGAAGACAAACUAUCAUAAUACUAAACAGAAUGAUCAUUUUCAAUAUUUAAAUGAAAUUCCUGGCCAGUCAAUGACUGCCUGAAGUCUGAAGUGUUGGGUUUCCACCCUAGUGAUGCUUUGCCAGGCCUUUACUGCUUCUGUCUUCAGGUGCUGCUUGUUUGUUGGACUUUCUGCCCUCAGUUUUGUCUUCAGCGAGUGAACUGUGUGUCCAGUUGGGUUGAGGUCAGCUGAUUGACUUGGCCAUUGAGGAAUAGUCCACUACUUUGCCUUGAACAUACACUUGGUUUGCUGUCCCAGUAAGUUUUGGCCGGUUGUCCAUCUCUACUGUGAUGUAUCGUUCUAUCAGUUGUGCAGCGUCUGAGCAGACCGUAUUGCACCCUGCACACUUCAGAAUUCAUCCUGCUGCUUCUGCCAGCAGUCACAUCAUCAAUAAACACCAGUGACUGACUUCCAUUCCCAGCCAUGCAUUAUCAGGCCGUAACAUGCCCUCUCUACCAUGUUUCACAGAUAAUGUGGAAUUCAUCAGAUAAUGAGACAUCUCUUCUCUUCGCUUCUCUAGGCUCUUCUCUCUCCAUCAUUCUCAAACAUCUCUCUAUCAUAUAAAAAAUGAUGACGAGACGGGACUUUGGCCAAUGAGAUUUUUUCAAGUCCUGCCCUCCCCUCAAUCAUAUUAAGCCACACCCACAGUCCUCUCACCUCUCAUUCGUAUGAAUGCUUUUGACAGACACACUUCCUGCUAUCUCCGCUCUUGUAAAUUUUAAUAUUUUCCUCACUUUAAGUUCCUAAUUAAAGAAGACGUAACUUAUUGAAGUCUUUCAUCACAACAGCGGUUCUCAAACUGUGGGGCUUAGGGGGGGCGCGAAGUAACAAAAAAGGGGGCACGAAUGUUGCCAUAUGUGGUGUAAUUUCGCUAUUCGUAGGAAAAUUUUAAACUUGUAGCGGUGUAUCGGCAGCAAAAAAUACAGGAAUAAAUUUUAUUAGGGUUUCAAAAAAACGUUAGGGGGGGCGCGAUUAAAACUGUUAUGAAAACUCGGGUCGCAAAUACUUAAAGGUUGAGAAACGCUGGUUUACAAAGAGAAGAAAUGAGUACACGGGUAAUCCUAGCGCCGAGAAAUGAUGAAGUCAAAUGAAUUAACGCCAAAAAUGUCGAUCGGUAACACAGCUAAUUGGUUAAAUGCGUAUCAAUAGACUCUGCUGAAACAGUUGGUGGUGAUGGUGCGGAAGAUGAAAACAUCGACUUACAAUAUCACAAAGAAUAUCUACAACCGUUAACACCGUCCCGU
Molecule: messenger RNA, 9879 nt
Organism: Erpetoichthys calabaricus (reedfish)
Lineage: Eukaryota; Metazoa; Chordata; Cladistia; Polypteriformes; Polypteridae
Gene: b4galnt4a
Product: beta-1,4-N-acetyl-galactosaminyl transferase 4a
Cellular component (GO): Golgi cisterna membrane
Molecular function (GO): acetylgalactosaminyltransferase activity
Source: RefSeq, a predicted model, not a curated record